Molecule: messenger RNA, 2933 nt
Organism: Arabidopsis thaliana (thale cress)
Lineage: Eukaryota; Viridiplantae; Streptophyta; Magnoliopsida; Brassicales; Brassicaceae
Product: Disease resistance protein (CC-NBS-LRR class) family
Exons: 1
Coding region: 98-2653 (851 amino acids)
Molecular function (GO): ADP binding
Source: RefSeq, marked reviewed
GGAGGGCACGAUUGUACUCUUUUUCCUCUUCUCCAUUCAGUGCUCCUUAUCUUGUGUUGUUUCCUGCAUCGUCUUGAUAUUUGAAAGUUUGAGUAAGAUGGGAAACUGUGUAGCACUAGAAAUAUCUUGUGAUCAAACGUUGAAUCAUGCUUGUGGCUGCUUAUUUGGUGAUCGGAAUUACAUUCUCAAGAUGGAGGCUAAUCUCGAGGCUCUGCAGAAUACUAUGCAAGAGCUCGAGGAGAGAAGAGAUGAUCUGUUAAGAAGAGUUGUCAUAGAAGAAGACAAAGGUUUGCAACGGCUUGCUCAAGUUCAAGGUUGGCUUUCAAGGGUUAAAGAUGUUUGUUCUCAAGUCAAUGAUCUGCUGAAAGCUAAAUCAAUUCAAACUGAAAGGUUAUGUCUCUGUGGAUAUUGUUCUAAGAAUUUCAUAUCUGGCCGCAAUUACGGAAUAAAUGUACUGAAAAAGUUGAAACACGUGGAAGGACUUCUAGCUAAAGGAGUUUUUGAAGUGGUGGCAGAGAAAAUUCCUGCGCCUAAGGUGGAGAAGAAGCAUAUCCAAACCACAGUUGGGUUGGAUGCAAUGGUCGGAAGGGCAUGGAACAGCCUCAUGAAAGAUGAACGAAGAACUUUGGGUCUUUAUGGUAUGGGGGGAGUAGGUAAAACCACGCUCUUAGCUUCUAUUAACAACAAAUUCCUUGAAGGGAUGAAUGGAUUUGAUCUUGUUAUAUGGGUUGUGGUUUCUAAAGAUUUGCAAAAUGAAGGCAUUCAAGAACAGAUUUUAGGAAGACUAGGUCUUCACAGGGGAUGGAAACAAGUUACAGAAAAGGAGAAAGCCUCUUACAUAUGCAACAUCCUCAACGUAAAGAAAUUUGUGCUGUUAUUGGAUGAUCUAUGGAGCGAAGUAGAUUUAGAAAAGAUUGGAGUUCCACCUCUAACGCGAGAAAAUGGAUCCAAAAUAGUUUUCACCACUCGUUCUAAAGAUGUUUGCAGAGAUAUGGAAGUUGAUGGUGAGAUGAAAGUUGAUUGUUUGCCACCGGAUGAAGCCUGGGAACUGUUCCAAAAGAAAGUUGGACCAAUCCCAUUACAGAGCCAUGAGGAUAUUCCCACACUUGCAAGAAAAGUAGCAGAAAAAUGUUGUGGCUUGCCACUUGCACUCAGUGUCAUUGGCAAAGCUAUGGCAUCUAGAGAGACUGUUCAGGAAUGGCAGCAUGUGAUUCAUGUUCUGAACUCGUCUAGCCACGAGUUCCCAAGUAUGGAAGAAAAAAUUCUUCCUGUUUUGAAGUUCAGUUAUGAUGAUUUAAAAGAUGAAAAAGUCAAAUUGUGCUUCCUUUAUUGUUCCCUGUUUCCGGAAGAUUAUGAAGUAAGAAAGGAAGAGUUGAUAGAAUAUUGGAUGUGUGAAGGAUUUAUAGAUGGGAAUGAAGAUGAAGAUGGAGCUAACAACAAAGGUCAUGACAUAAUUGGCUCGUUAGUUCGUGCACAUCUAUUGAUGGAUGGUGAACUAACAACAAAAGUGAAAAUGCAUGAUGUCAUACGCGAGAUGGCUCUUUGGAUAGCGUCGAACUUUGGAAAACAGAAAGAAACACUUUGUGUGAAACCCGGUGUGCAGUUAUGCCAUAUACCAAAGGACAUCAAUUGGGAAAGUUUGAGAAGGAUGUCUUUGAUGUGCAAUCAGAUUGCAAAUAUAUCUUCUAGUUCCAACUCUCCCAACCUCUCAACUCUAUUACUCCAGAAUAACAAGUUGGUGCAUAUAUCAUGUGACUUUUUUAGGUUUAUGCCAGCACUCGUGGUCUUGGAUCUUUCGAGGAACUCGAGUCUCUCUAGCUUGCCGGAAGCAAUUUCUAAGUUAGGUUCCUUGCAAUAUAUCAACUUAUCAACAACAGGGAUAAAAUGGUUGCCAGUUAGUUUUAAGGAGUUGAAGAAAUUAAUCCAUUUGAAUCUGGAGUUUACUGAUGAACUUGAAAGUAUUGUUGGGAUAGCUACAAGCCUACCAAACCUGCAAGUGUUGAAAUUGUUUUCUUCUCGUGUUUGUAUUGAUGGCAGUUUAAUGGAAGAGUUACUACUCUUGGAGCACUUGAAGGUUUUAACAGCAACUAUAAAGGACGCCUUGAUUUUGGAAAGUAUACAAGGAGUGGACCGAUUGGUGAGUAGUAUUCAAGCUUUAUGUCUCAGAAAUAUGUCAGCACCGGUUAUAAUAUUGAACACGGUAGCUCUGGGUGGUCUUCAACACCUUGAAAUCGUGGGCUCCAAAAUCUCAGAGAUAAAGAUAGAUUGGGAAAGAAAAGGAAGAGGGGAGCUUAAAUGUACAAGUUCUCCUGGCUUUAAGCACCUCUCUGUUGUUGAAAUAUUCAAUUUGGAAGGUCCAAGGGAUUUAACAUGGCUGUUGUUUGCUCAAAACCUCAGGCGUCUAUCUGUGACGCUGUCAUUAACCAUAGAAGAGAUAAUAAACAAGGAGAAAGGAAUGAGUAUUACCAAUGUGCAUCCAAAUAUCGUUGUUCCGUUUGGGAAGCUGGAAUUCCUUGAAGUAAGGGGUUUGGAUGAGUUAAAGAGAAUCUGCUGGAAUCCCCCGGCUCUUCCAAACCUGAGACAAUUUGAUGUACGAAGCUGCCUUAAGCUACCGGAAGCUGCCACUGAGUUUCCGCGACAUGCCAAUGAAUAAUGGGAGGACGGUGCUCCGGUGCUAGCUGAUGGUUUCUGGCUUAUGUACUAGUUUUGGAGAAUGAAGCUAUCGCAGAUCGCAGAUGUACUGCUUUUCUAUCUCCCUCAUUCUUGCUUGAUUUGACACUCUCUGUUUGACUAUAUCCUUUCACUUCUUGAUUUGGUUUCUGUUUGUGCACUGCUUUUGUUCCCGAUUAACUUGUUUUCAAAGUUUUGAAAGACUAUUUCCUUUUUCAGUUUUCACUUGUAUUUUGUUUUUGUCUAAUAAGUUCAAAAAAUUC